GAGGACUCCCACCUCGACGUGCGCAUCCCCGACGAAGAACGUAACGAUCGAAGCUACAGCCAGCGCGAAGAGGACCUGUUCUCCCGCCGCGACGCCUUCGUCCGCGCCGCCCACGCCGCGCUCGACGCCGCCGCCGACGCCCGCGUCACCAGGCUCACCUUGCGCGUGGAGGACCCGAAAGGCGAUGACACCUACAAGUUCCUUCACAGGACCAGACAUUGGCGCAGUGAGCAUGGGCACGACGUGAUCGGCGGCCUGGUCUCCCACCCGGCGGCGCGCCGCGUGAAGGAGCUCCGCAUCGCCGCCGUCGGUGGCAGGGAAAGAGCCUCUAGCAACGACGAAGAGCCCGACAGCCGACCGUUCUACAUGGCAGGGAGGAUGUACAUCCUUGGAUCCCUGCCAUUGAAGGCCCUUCGCGUGCUGGACGUCACCCGGUGCAGCGACCUCUCGCCGCCGGCGCGGACGCCUUCCCGCGUCUGGAGACCCUGCCGGCUGCGGCACUGCUCGCUGAAGUCCAGCGACAUCCAGGCACUCAUGGACGCCGCGCCGGGGCUCGCCAGCGUGCACCUCGAGUCCGUCUUCUUCAAGGGGUUUCGCGCCGGGUCGGGAGAAGCGCCUGGCGUCUGCCUCCGUUGCCGGGCGGUCACCGAGCUGGUUCUGGAGCUCUGCGGCAUGGAGGGGCAAGAAGACGACGGCGGCGACCGAGGCUCCGUCGAGUUCGACGCGCCAAGGCUGCGACACUUGAGGUACAAGGGCACCGAGCGCCGCCUCUCCCUGACAUCGCCGGCGCCGGACAUGGCGGUUCUGGAGCUGCACUUCGUCCAGUGCCGCUACCACUACCAGAGCCGCGAUUACGACCCGGACAAGACGCGAGUGCUGUUCUGGCAGUCCGUCCGGAGCUUCACCAACGCCAGGGUCCUCAAGCUCAGGGUCAACAGCCUCAAGGACAUCGCCGUCGGCAAGGCGAGGCGAGGCAAGCUCCUGUGCACGUUCCGCGACGCCGUGCGCCUGGAGCUGGAAGGCGCGCAUCAUCCCACCACGAGCAAGGCGGCGGCGGUGGCCAUUGCCAACCUGCUCCGCUGCUGCCCUGCUGUUCGGGACCUCAGGCUGAAGCUCAGCGCUGUGCCAUCUAACUCUGUCAAGAAUUCUGAUUACGGACCGGCAUUCUUGGAAAGGAAGGACCGGCUGGACUACGAAAAAUCAAUCGGCCGCUUCAUGCGCCUCAGAUUGAAUCCAGUGAUUUCCUUGGAUGGUAAUGACGAACAUGAUGAGGUUCCUGAUGAUGACAUACCUGGCUUGAGUGGGCACUCGCUCAUCUGCUUGGAAAGUAGCCUGAGAAGAGUUGGCCUGCAGUUUCGCCUGGAAAAUAAUUCAAGCUGCUUUGGAACCCGGCUGGUAAAAUUCUUCACCGGCAAUGCAAAGGUUCUUGAAGAGAUGUGUUGACAGCGGCAACCGGAAACUAUGCGAGCACUGAGCACAUGAAUCUCAAUGUCGAGAGAUGGAUUGCGCCUACCUCAUCAAAGGUUUGCUUGAAACGCAAGAAUCUUGCAGAAAGCUCAUGGGAAUUUUCUGAAAAUCCUAGAAAAUCCCCCAGUUCCAGAACAGAUCUCAAUAGGCUUCCCACCAGAUUUACACUCUUACCACUUGAAAGGUGAAUCCAGAUCAAUUGCGAGUUUUGAUGCUUAAACAUAUGGAGUUCUGGAUUAACAUAUGGAUUGGAAUAACAAGCUGUCCAUG
Messenger RNA from Panicum hallii, 1737 nucleotides. RefSeq lists its product as uncharacterized. The transcript has a single exon. The annotation marks the transcript as partial. The record is from RefSeq and is a predicted model, not a curated record. NCBI's taxonomy places the organism in Eukaryota, Viridiplantae, Streptophyta, Magnoliopsida, Poales, Poaceae.